AUGAAUUUCAAGUGUGUUGCUAAUUUAGGUUUUUGCAAGCAGCUGCCUAAAUUAUUAUCGGAAAUUUCGUUCCCAACUAAGAACCACGAAGUAAAGCUUCUUCCAGGAACAAAAGUCGACUCAGAAAUAUUUAUUCGAACUACAUUAACUUUAAACGGGUUUGGUAUGGACUCAAAAAUCACACGGAUUAAGACAAUGAAUAUAGUAAGUACUGAGGUGAAAUUUACGGACGUUAAUUUUUCUGGAAACAUAAUUGUUUCUACAGGAUCAAAAUUUUAUGCCACAAAUUGCAAUUUUAAUUGCUCUUGCGAAAAGCAAGAUGCAAUCAUAGAAAUUUCGCCCAACGCCGUUUGUGAAUUUACAAAUUGUAAUUUCUAUGGAGGCAAUCAAAGUUCUAUUACGUCUAAUGGCCCUAAUAAUAUUACGUUUAAUAAUUGCUCGUUCUUAAAAGCCCCCGUGACCUCUUUAGUCCUUUCAAAUGAAACAGGUGUAAAAUUUUACAACUGCCAAUUCCAAGAUGCCACUAAAUAUUCAGUUCUCAUUACAAAGAAAUCGAACGGUUCAUUUAAUUCAUGUACUUUCGCUCAAAUUCCCGGAAAAGCAAUCGCGGCCUGUACAGAAUCAAUGAUUUCCCUCUCUGACAGCAAGUUUUCCGAGUGCCAGAAUGGAGUACUAUGCUCCUGUGACCAAACCGUUGUCAAAAUUACAAAUUCUGAAUUCAAAGAUAUACCAACCAUCGGAAUUACCCUUUCUAAGGGUUCCAAUGCAUACAUUGAGGGUAGUUCCUUCGAUAAUUGCUCGCGAGCGCUCAUAGUAAACCGAAGUUACGUAGUUUUGAACAAAACUUCCUUUAAGAACUGUAUUUUCCUUGUUAUAGGCAAAUACUGUCCUCAGAUAAUUACGAACAACCAGUUUCUGAACUCAGAAAUUGGAAUUACCGAUGGUUGUAAUCCAAUAUUCAAAAAUAACCAGGUAGUUAACAGUGUUGUUCGUUGCGGCGACUUCUCCAAGCCAUUACUUAUCAAUACUCCCAUCACAGAACUCGUUUCCUCCAAUUGUUCCCAAGUUUUUCUUUAUCAUUCGCCAAGACAGCAAGAAAAGUGCAUUCUUGGUGCUGAAAUCAUUGAUACAGAGUCAGAAAACUUCGAAAUCCAGCGAAAGAACGGAGUUUUCAAGUAUUCCAAUGGCGAAUAUCAAAUUCCUGAAGAAAACAUUGAUUACGUCCCUCCAAAUGGUUACCAAGACCUUCCUUUGAUAUUUAUACCAUGCGGGCACCUUUGUAGCACUGAAUGCGACAAAUGCCCCGUUUGUGGAAUAUCCGGAAGGACUUCAAAGAGAUUUAAGACCGACAGAUGCGUAAUAUGCAUGGAUGCGGCACCGGAAUUAGUGUUCAUGCCCUGCGGACACCAAUGCUGCUGCCAUGAAUGCGGAUUGUCGGCCGCUGAAGGAAAGAAGUGCCCAAUUUGUGGAGUAAUCGCCUGUGCUACUAAGAAGAUGUUUAUGUAG
This is a messenger RNA of Trichomonas vaginalis G3, 1506 nucleotides long. Its product is annotated as pectin lyase-like family. NCBI's taxonomy places the organism in Eukaryota, Parabasalia, Trichomonadida, Trichomonadidae. The transcript has a single exon. The record is from RefSeq and is a predicted model, not a curated record. Bases 1 to 1506 code for a protein of 501 amino acids.